AUGGGCUUUUUCAACAAUGCGUGGAAAGCUCUCGACGGCUUUGGUCAGGAAGCGGGAAAGCAUGUCGGACCUGCACUGGGAGAAACUUGGAAACACUUGGAUGCCUUCGGUCAAGAAGCGGGAAAGCAUGUCGGCCCUGCCGUAGGCGAAGCGUGGAAGCAUAUGGAUGCCUUUGGCCAUGAAGUCGGUAAACACGUUGGCGGCGCUGCGCACGAGGCCUGGAAGAAUGCCGACGCCUUUGGUCACGAAGCGGGAAAGCACGUUGGUACCGCGGCAGUACGUGGCAAGAAAUGGGUCGAAGAACAUCCCAAAGAGACAGUCGGUGUCGUGGGGUGUGUGCUUGCUGCACCUGUCGGGAUUGCGGUUGCGAGGGGAAUGUUAGGCAUGGCUGGGUUCACUGCUACAGGAGUUGCUGCUGGAUCCGCCGCUGCCGCAGCGCAAGCUGGCAUCGGCAACGCCGCGGCUGGAAGUGCUUUUGCUAUCCUGCAGAGCGCUGGUGCUGGGGGUGCAGGUGCUCUACUUGUCAAUGGUGUUGCUGCUGGUACGGCCACAGCGGCAGCCGUUGCGGCUACUGCUCCUGGACUUAUCAAGGCUAUCAAGGAGGACAUGAAGGCUAUCGAGGAAGACCAGCAGGAAACCACCGUUGACAACAUCGCAUGCAAGCAUGAAGACGAGGAAGAGGAGGGACAUGCAACUGAAAAGGGAGAGGACGGUUCUACAUCUGAGGAGGAGAAAGUUCCUGCAACUGAGAAGGAGUAA
This is a messenger RNA of Pyrenophora tritici-repentis Pt-1C-BFP, 759 nucleotides long. RefSeq lists its product as uncharacterized. The record is from RefSeq and is a predicted model, not a curated record. Lineage: Eukaryota; Fungi; Ascomycota; Dothideomycetes; Pleosporales; Pleosporaceae.